Manduca sexta (tobacco hornworm) is the source of this 4649-nucleotide messenger RNA. RefSeq names its product multidrug resistance protein homolog 49. NCBI's taxonomy places the organism in Eukaryota, Metazoa, Arthropoda, Insecta, Lepidoptera, Sphingidae. Gene Ontology annotation, cellular component: membrane. Bases 138 to 4058 code for a protein of 1306 amino acids. Gene Ontology annotation, biological process: transmembrane transport. The record is from RefSeq and is a predicted model, not a curated record. Gene Ontology annotation, molecular function: ATP hydrolysis activity; ABC-type transporter activity; ATP binding. The transcript has 26 exons.
AUUUUGCUGGUUGCAAUUGAUACACGUGCGGGAUUUUCGCUAAAAUAUUCUGGAGCGCAGUUAUUAGGCCGCGAGCCCUCGCAAAAGGCGCUCGCGUUAGGUCACCCAGUGAACGGAAAUAAGUGUAUGCGGAAAAAAUGGGUGCAAAGAAAAACAAAGUUUCCGACAUUGAAGAAGUGGAAUGCAAUGUUUCGUAUUUUCAAAUCUACCGCUACGCGUCAUGUUGCGAGUUAUUAGGCACAAUAUUUGGAAUUGUCUUCGGGCUGCUGAGCGGCGGCGGCGUGUGCUUCAGCUUGGUGCAAGUUGGUGAACUCAGCACGUCAUUCGUGGAGAGAACAACCUUUCAGAACCAUGUCUCCACGUACUUACCUCUCACCACAGUGUUUGGCGGUGGACGGAGGCUGUACAAUGCCUCUCACGAGGAGAACAUGGCCGCCCUGCUGGAGGACGCCAUUGCGAUGGCGUACGGCAUGCUGGCGGCUCUCAGCCUUUCCGUGCUCUGUAAUAUCGUAUCAGUGGCGCUCAUCAGCUGGAGCGCACUCAGACAGAUCACAAAAAUUCGCUUAAAAUUUCUAAAAACUGUGCUUCGACAAGACAUGAGCUGGUAUGACACAAAUUCAGAAUUCAACUUAGCUUCAAAAAUGUCAGAAGACCUGCAGAAGCUGAAAGAUGGCAUGGGUGAGAAGCUGGCGGUAGUAUCGAACCUUGUAGGGACGUCGUUACUCUGCAUUUGUACUUCAUUCCCUUUAGGUUGGGAACUAACGCUAGCAUGCCUUGUUGUUAUGCCAUUCUCGAUCGGUGCCUCUGUCUAUCUCUCUAAUUACCAAACUAAAUCUUCCAUACGUGAAAUGGAAUCUUACAGUCUAGCUGGAAAACAAGCGGAAGAAAUCCUUAAAUCGGUCAAAACAGUCGUCGCUUUUGGCGGAGAGAAAAAAGAAGUGGACAGGUACAAAGACCUGCUAAUGCCAGCGGAAACUUACGGCCGCAAGCGCGGGCUGUACUCCGGGCUAGGGAAUGGUUUCAAUUGGGUCCUAACGUAUUCACUGAACGCCAUAGGUUUGACCUACGGCACCAGGCUUGUCCUCUUAGACCUCGACAAGCCUGAUGAGGAAAGAAACUACGUUACUGGUGUUGUGUUCUCUAUUCUGUUCCUAAUAUACAUGGCGACCCAAUCCAUAACUCUAUGCGUCCCGCAUGCCGAAGUGUUCGCGUCGGCCCGAAGCGCUGCGACCACUUUAUUCAAGCUGUUCGACAGAGAGACGAAGAUCGAUAGCAUGUCUGAGGAAGGAUUGACCCCGCGCCGCGUCAUCGGAGACAUCAAGAUUGACGAUGUUUACUUCUCUUACCCUUCCCGACCAGAAAUUAAGAUUUUAAAAGGAUUCUCGCUGAAUAUAAAAAGAGGCGAGUGCGUCGCGCUAGUAGGAUCGUCUGGAUGUGGAAAGUCGACCAUACUGCAACUGUUGCAGAGACUCUACGACCCACACUCAGGAACAGUGCACCUGGACGGGAGGGACAUCAAGUCACUUAAUGUUGGGUGGCUGAGGUCUUCAUUGGGCGUGGUCGGUCAAGAACCAGUGUUAUUCCGAGGGAGCAUACACGAUAACAUAGCAAUAGGAUUCCCUGAAGCAACGAGGCAAGAGGUGCAAAGGGUCGCGGAAAUGGCUUACGCACACGAUUUCAUUACAAGAUUGCCAAACGGUUACGACACAGUGAUAGGCGAGCGUGGGGCAUCCCUCUCCGGAGGUCAGAAACAGCGGAUAGCGAUAGCGCGGUCCCUGUUGCGGGACCCGGCGGUGCUGCUGCUGGACGAGCCCACCUCCGCUCUGGACCCUUACUCCGAGAAGCAGGUGCAAGCCGCCUUAGAUAAGGCUAGCGUGGGACGGACUACUAUCACGGUCUCUCAUAGACUUUCAACGAUUGUAAACUGUGACCGCAUCAUCUGCAUGGACCAAGGUGUUAUAGUGGAACAAGGAACUCACAGCGAGCUCUUGAACAAGCGAGGAUAUUAUCACAAGCUGGUAACAACGGGAAAAGAAAAUACCGAAAUAGAAGAAAUCGAACCGUUACCGGAAGAGACGGAGGACGAAGAAUGUGGUGACGUCACGCGACCGCCGCACACUGAAGUGAAGAGAGAGUCUACUAGGCGAUUGCGUAGGCAUCACUCGGUCAGAGAUUCACAAGAAUGGAUGACGCCGCGAGCCUCGAUAUCCUCGGUGGUGUCCGCCAGCAUACAGAGCUACGUGUGCAACGCAGAGUACGAGAUGGAACAGGAGGAGGAUGAUGAAGAGGAGGAGCUGAAACCCAUCAGCGACUGGGAGCUGAUGAAGCUGAACAGUCCAGAGUGGGUGCAAAUCACGAUCGGAGCCAUCGCGGCGCUCUCGCAGGGCGCCUGCUUCCCGCUGUUUGCCCUACUCUUUGGUUACACCAGUGCUAUAUUCGCCAUGACAGACAGGGAUACGAUCACCUACCUCGCGGAUCUCUACUCGGGUUUGUUCUUAGUAGUGGCCGCCGUCGCAGGAAUAUCCAUGUGCCUCCAAAGCACAACCUUCACCAGUGCCGGACUCAAAAUGACCACCAGACUUCGAUAUAUGUACUUCGAGGCUCUUUUGAGACAGGAAAUCGCAUAUUUCGACAAAGAGUCGAACACUGUGGGGGCUAUAUGCUCGCGGCUGAGCGGCGACACGGCGGAGAUCCAGGGCGCCACCGGGCUGCGCGUCGGCAUCAUCCUGCAGGGACUGAGCUCGGUGCUCAUCGGGUUCCUCAUGGCGGUCAGCUACAACUGGAAACUGACGCUCGUCGCCACAGCAUUCUUGCCGUUGAUGGUGGGCAGUAUCUGGUUCGAGGGGAAAAUGUCAAACAAAUCGGAGCAAGACGAGCGUAAAGCGAUGGAGUCCGCCAUCGCCAUCUCCACAGAAGCAGUGGUCAGCAUCAAAACUGUGCAGAGUUUAGGUAUAGAGUCAAUAUUCUUGAGAAAGUUCCACAAAGCGUUAAAAGAAGCUUCAGCUGCGGUUGUGAAGAAGACAAGGUGGAGGGGUUUGGUGCUCGGCAUGGGCAUCUACGUGCCGUUCCUCUCGUUCGGCAGCGCCAUAGUCUACGGCACCACGCUGAUAGUGAGUGGGGAGCUUGAUUACAAGACUGUGCUGCUGGUGACUGAAGCGGUUAUGUACGGCGCGUACAUGCUGGGUCAGUCGCUGGUGUACGCUCCCGGGUUCAAAUCAGCGAAGCAGUGCGGUGCCAGGAUCCUGGCCACCAUCAGCAGAGUUCCAGUAGUGAGAACUGAAGAUAAUAUAAAGGAUCAGAAAGAUUGGGUGGCUUCAGGAAGUUUCAGUAUGAAAGAGCUGGAAUUCCACUACCCGACCCGCAGGAAACACCCAGUGAUCCGAGACAUCAGCCUGGAGGUGGAAGCUGGGAAGACCAUAGCGCUGGUCGGCUCCUCGGGCUGCGGCAAGUCCACGCUACUGCAGCUCAUGCAGCGGUUCUAUGACCCUGACUCUGGAUCUAUUAAACUAGACAACUGCGACAUCCGUGCGGAAUUGACACUGCCGCGCCUGAGACGACAGCUAGGUGUAGUGCAACAAGAGCCGGUGCUCUUCGACCGGACCAUCGCCGAGAACAUCGCGUACGGCGACAACAACCGCAAGGUGACCAUGCACGAGAUCGUCGCCGCCGCCAAGGCCGCCAACAUACACAGCUUCAUCGUCUCGCUGCCAAAGGGAUACGACACGAACCUCGGCUCAAACGGGGCCCAACUGUCCGGCGGUCAAAAACAACGCAUUUGUAUCGCACGAGCUCUCGUCAGGUCACCGAGGCUGCUGCUCCUAGACGAGGCUACCUCCGCCUUGGACACUAAUAGCGAAAAGGCUGUGACGGACGCUUUAGACAAAGCAGCUAAAGGCCGCACCUGCGUCACAAUAGCACACCGUCUCUCCACCAUCAAACAUGCAGACUUAAUAUGCGUGUUGGACAAAGGACUCAUUGUCGAAAGUGGCACCCACGCGGAGCUUCUCAGUCAAAAAGGACAUUACUGGCGAAUGAGUAAACAACAGAACGUGCACUAAUGUAGAAUAAACAUUUCUAGUACAAUUGUAUAUAUACCAAAAACUUAAAUCAUCGACUAUACACCCUAUUGCAGAUAGAUAUAAAGCACAAUCUGCCACGGGGCUAAUUUUCUUAUAACUGGCGAAUUACUAUUGUGAUACAAGUUAGUUUUGAAUUAAGUGUAGUUUUCGAUACGCAGCAUAAUGUUAUAAUUUUGUAAUUGGAAAUAUUCAGCUGUUGCUGAAUUCUAUGGGCUGUCUUGAUCUAAUUGUUUUUAUAUGCAGCGAUUUCCUAACAUAUAAUAAAUAUGUACUAAAAAUAAUAUAUUCAAAUGAAAAUCUAGAUUUCUUUCAAUGCCUACAAACUUUAUACUGUGUGCGACUCUACCAAGGCGGCCUAUAGUCCAAGAAUAAAGAAAUGUAUCAAUUGUUAGUUUGUCAGCUCGAGCGCAACAAUGGUCCACUACUUGACAUAUGUCACGGCGGCAAUCAUAAAGUUGGAUUUCAACGUAUAUUCAACCCUACGAUGAUCUUCAUAGAUGAUCUGGCCAUUAUUACACUCUCGCCUACAUUUGUUGAAUUUUUUAAAUAAAUAUUAUCAUUAGUUUUUCA